This is a messenger RNA of Cryptococcus deneoformans JEC21, 1677 nucleotides long. RefSeq lists its product as hypothetical. Bases 182 to 1402 code for a protein of 406 amino acids. Lineage: Eukaryota; Fungi; Basidiomycota; Tremellomycetes; Tremellales; Cryptococcaceae. The transcript is spliced from 6 exons. The record is from RefSeq and is a predicted model, not a curated record.
CGGGACCACAGCUCAAAACUCAACGAGUAUUAAGAAUUUUCUAUCUCGUCACCUUUACAAGAUCAAUCUUCAAUUUUAGUCACAUAACCUCCACAAGAUCAAGCGUAGUCACAAAUUGCGCCCUUAACACUCCUUUUUGUCCUGUGAAACGCUGUCUUGCCACCAGACAAAGCUGUGAAAAAUGUCCGACGCCUCUACUUCUGGUAUUGGUUCCGCAACGCCAACCUCUGACCCCGUUACCACUAGCGACGACGUUACCUCUUCCGCCGUCCAACCUUCAGAUAUUACUACUUCUUCUCCAGGCGUCACAUCUCAACCACAGAGUAGUGCCGAACCGACAUCUUCCGGUGGUGGCGAGCAGUCAAGCCAGGAUUCUGCAUCGUCGGCUUCAGCUUCUGCGUCGCCCACCCCAUCACCAAGCAAUGGCCAGAGUACAACAAGUCCAGGUUCUAGCGCACAACCGACUUCCAGCGGGGGGGGAAGUGCAAGCCAGAGUGCAUCGGCUAGCGCCACUGCAAGCCCCAGUGGCAGCGGGAGUGUCACCAGCAGUGCAGGGGGGGCAAGCUCGGCUAUAUCUGGCUCCACAUCCAUGUCUGAUGGAAGCAGUGUCGUCUAUGUUACCGUAACCAACUCUGACGGGGUGGUCACUACGUCACCCACGGCAACCCUACCUGGUGAUUCCUCCGGAUCCUCAUCCUCUAGCUCCUCGAACCAUACUGGCGCCAUUGUAGGAGGUGUCGUGGGAGGUGUGGCUGGUCUUGCCCUCAUUGCCAUUAUCCUGUGGUUCCUGUUGAAGAGGAGAAAGUCUCAUAGGGAUGAUUUCGACGACAUGAUGUUUGACCCUGGACGACCUGAAAAUCAGGCGCCCAUCGAUUUAGGACACGAUGGGGGUGCACCGACAGUUGAACCUUUCUACGCACCUGGUGUCGCAUCUACCGCUGCUUCUCCAGAAAUGAGCCAAUAUCCUCGUUCUGCCGCAACUAUUUCUGACGGUGGCUACGGUGCAGCCUCGUCUGCUGGACCACCCAGCACCACUUCUGCUGGUUUCGCUGGUCGUGGUGCUGGUGGCCAUGGCAUGUAUGAUUUGAACAUGGAGCCUCUACCCAUGCCUACUGCUCACCCCACGGGUGUUGAUGCCGCGACUGGGGCCGCUGGCUUUGCCGGUGCGGACGUUGGUGCCAUGGGUGCCAAACAGAGAGAAGCAUACCAAGAACAGCAGAGGUUCCGAGUGCAAAAUCAGGGUCUCGCAGGUUCUAGUGGUGCCCCCCAGCCGAUGAGUCCGACAGACACUGAUGGGACCGGUAUCACUGUGCACAGAGACGCUGGGGCCAUUGAGGAUGAAGAGCCCUCGUAUAACAGUGAAAUUCCCCCAACUUACGAAUCAAUCGGUAGAAGAGAAUAAGGAGGAAACUCCUUAUUGUUGUCAAUAGGCUUCACUUACUUUUCAGUCACUCAUUUGUGGAUAUUAUGGUAUGCAAACUGUAUUCGUUAAUCUAGUGUAACUUGCAUUGGUUGUGGUCGCCAUCAUAAAAGAGAGUUACGUAGUAAUGCCAGUAACGACACAUUCCUUUAAUAAUAAUGCCUUCAUAUAGGGACGCCCUGUAUGUAUGUUAUGCUGUGAGCUGUGGACUGGUCUUUGCAUCUUGCGAACGUAUAAGGGGUGCAUUCCAUGCAGCU